CGGAUAACUAUUCUGUCCACACACGUGCUCUAUCAUACUUAAGAACGUCAGAUCCAAACUCCAUAAUCAGAAGGAAGUUGAUUUUGUUAAGCACCUUAAACGCAGCGUUUUGAUGAUCAUUCGUGUAGAUCUGGUGUGUCCCUUGCAUACCAACUUAUUCUCUCUCAGAUCACAUUGCGAUCCAAAUUGAGCUUGAGUGAUUCUAGGGUUUUACAGAGCUGAGAUCGAUGCUGUAUAGAUCGUGAAAAUGGAUUCGCAGCCUUCCCAAUCGGGAAGGUUCAUGGCUGAAGCUGCAACCACCCUUGGCAAUAGUGAAACCCGCUUUGGAAGAACCACUUCGUCGUCCACCAAAUCUGUCCCGGACGGGAGUAGCCAGAGCUUGGCUUCCAUUCUCAACAAUCCUCUCGUCGGAAAAUCCGGCGUUUACAGCUCCGAUUCGUGGGUCGGGUGGUGGUCCUCGUCGACGGCGGUCAGUCCGCCGGAGUUCUCGCCUUUGGUGUCCGGAAAGGCCUCUUCGGAAGUUGCUCGAUCCGAUUUUCAGCCAUACUUAGCCUCGAUCUCGGAGCCGUAUGGUCGUUUCGAGGACAUUCGGAAUCAUAAGAGCAAAGAAAAUGGAGAAUUGGAAGGUUUUGGCAUAAACGGGGAAAUUCAAGGUCAGGGUGAGGCUCUCGUGGCGUGUUUGAGAGAGGUACCGUCGCUGUAUUUCAAAGAGGAUUUUGCGCUGGAAGAGGGCGCGACUUUCCGGGCGGCUUGCCCAUUCACGACGGCGUCGGAGAAUCUUGUUCUGCAGGAGAAGCUGUCGCAGUAUUUGGAUGUGGUUGAAUUGCAUUUGGUGAAGGAGAUUUCUCUGCGGUCCAAUUCGUUUUUUGAGGCGCAAGGGCAAUUGCAAGACUUGAAUGUGAAGAUUGUGGAGGGGUGUAGUCGGAUCCGAGAGCUAAAGGAGACUAUAAGGCUCUUGGAUUCGGAUUUAGUAGAUUCUGCAAAGCAAAUUCAGGAGUUGAAUGCGACUAGAAGCAAUUUGCUGGCACUUCAACAGAAAUUGAAGCUUAUACUAUAUGUCAACCAAGCUCUCUCGGCUCUCAAACUGCUUAUUGCAUCUGCAGAUUGUGCUGGUGCUCUGGAUGUCACUGAUGAUCUGCAACAUUUGUUGGAUGGUGAUGAGCUUACUGGUUUGCAUUGUUUUCGUCACCUUCGGGAUCGUGUAGCAACUUCAAUAGAUUCUAUAAACAGCAUUCUUUCAGCAGAAUUCAUGCGUGCAUCUAUACAUGAUGCUGGAAAUAUGGAUGCCGUAAUUCUGUCAAAUGCAAAAGCAGGGGCUUCUAUUAUGACAAAUGGAAAGGAUGAAGACGUUAAGUUGGAUGAGGAAGAAACUUCUAAUUUCCGAGAUCGUCUUCUCCCUUUCAUUAUUGGAUUGCUGAGAACUGCAAAACUCCCAUCUGUGUUGAGGAUAUAUCGUGAUACACUUACAGCUGAUAUGAAAACUGCUAUCAAGACUGCAGUUGCAGAGCUGCUUCCAGUUCUUGUUGCCCGACCAUUGGAUUCGGAUUUUGCACCAGGAGAGCGAACGGUUGAUGCUGAUGGUGGAGGUUCAUCACUUGCAAGCAAGUUGAGAAGUCUAUCAUCAGAAAGCUUUGUUCAACUUUUAGGUGCUAUUUUCAAGAUUGUCGAGGCACAUUUACUGCGAGCUGCUGAAGUGAAAAGGGCCAUUGAGUGGAUUAUGUGCAACCUUGAUGAUCACUAUGCUGCUGAUUCAGUUGCUGCUGCAAUUGCACUUGGUGCAGCAGUGGCAGAAGCAGCUCAAGAAAGUGAUACUCAAAUUAGUUCUUUUCUGUCAUAUUCUCCUCAAAGGAAUGCUGGGAAGAUUACUAUUCAGGGAAAGACAAAUGAUGCAGCAAGUCCAUCAAAUAUGUCAAAAAAUUUCCGGGCUGAUGUAUUGCGAGAGAACACAGAAGCUGUUUUUGCGGCUUGUGAUGCUGCUCAUGGAAGAUGGGCAAAACUCCUUGGUGUUCGUGCUCUUCUUCAUCCUAGGUUGAGAUUGCAGGAGUUCUUAAGCAUUUACAACAUCACCCAGGAAUUUAUUAGUGCUACGGAGAAGAUUGGUGGAAGGUUGGGUUAUAGCAUUCGGGGAACACUACAGUCACAGGCUAAAGCCUUUGUUGAGUUUCAGCAUGAAUCUCGAAUGGCAAAAAUAAAGGCAGUGCUUGACCAAGAAACAUGGGUUGAAGUAGAUGUUCCUGAUGAAUUUCAGGCUAUAGUCACUUCUUUAUUUUCUUUGGAACCUUUGAUCACUGGAAACCUAGUUGAUGCUCAAGGUAAUAUGGCAACAAACUAUGGUGAAGUGGUCUCAAGCAAUGAUGCAUCAAGCAUGGUGGACAGUGGACUGUCAAAUAAUCAGCCGCAUAUUGAGCAGAGUGAUUCUAUUGAAACAUCUGCUGAUGUUAAUGCGCAAGUGAAAUCUUCAUCAUUGGAUAGUGCAACUGAAAGAAGUAAAGCUGAUGUUAUAACUGCUUCGGCACAAUAUAAUAGCAGUAACAUGAAGGAGCGUGGAAAAUCUACCUCUCAUACCCUUAUUUAUGGAGGUGUUGGUUAUCACAUGGUAAACUGUGGCUUAAUCUUGCUGAAGAUGUUGUCAGAGUACAUUGAUAUGAAUAACUUCUUUCCUGCACUGUCUUCAGAAGUUGUUCAUCGUGUUGUUGAAAUUUUAAAAUUUUUCAAUACACGAACUUGUCAACUUGUUCUCGGUGCUGGUGCCAUGCAGGUGUCUGGUUUGAAGUCCAUCACUUCUAAACACUUGGCACUGGCAAGUCAGGUCAUCAGUUUUACAUAUGCUAUUAUUCCAGAAAUCAGGAGGAUUCUUUUUCUCAAAGUACCUGAAACACGAAGACCAUUAUUGCUCUCCGAGAUUGAUCGAGUAGCUCAGGAUUAUAAGGUUCACAGGGAAGAGAUACAUACAAAGCUAGUUCAGAUAAUGAGAGAAAGGUUAUUGGUCCAUCUGCGUGGGUUGCCUCAAAUUGUUGAGAGUUGGAACAGACCUGAAGAUAAUGAUCCACAGCCUAGUCAGUUUGCUCGAUCCCUAACAAAGGAAGUUGGGUAUCUUCAGCGUGUCUUAUCUCGAACUCUGCAUGAGGUAGAUGUUCAAGCAAUUUUCAGGCAAGUGGUUAUAAUUUUCCAUUCUCAAAUUUCAGAAGCAUUUUCACACUUAGAGAUCAACACCCCACAAGCAAGGAACAGGCUGUAUCGGGAUGUUCAACACAUUCUUGGCUGCAUCCGAUCAUUACCUUCUGAUAGUUUGGGUAAAUCUGGUACCCCAAACUCAGGGCAGCUUGAUGAAUUCUUGGUGAAGAGAUUUGGUACUGAAGCUGGUUGAUGGAUGUUAGUUUAGAGGAGCAAUUUAGAUAUUCCUCUGAUGAAGACUAACCUGAUUUGAAGAGACCAUUUGAGGAUCGAGAACCAAUAUUCACCAUAUUCAUUGGAGUGAUUGCUUUGGGUUAACAAGGUGUUUGAUUUGCGGCAGAGGGAGGGUCUUCAACCAGAGUUUUUGUAGCAGUCCAUAAUCAAUAUACAAUUUGUAAUGAUAGGACCCUUGACAUUUUGUUCCCUUUGAUUGUAUCUUUGGGUUUAGAUAUAAAGGGAACAAGAAGAAAAUAGCUUUGGUUUUCAAGUUUUUUUUUUUUUUUUUUUCUUCGUUUUCAUGGGGCUUAAUUUAUUUGCAUAUUCAGAGCAAUUGUAUCAGUAUUGGAUUUCUACAAAAUAUGCUUUCCGAAAUCAUAAAUAAGAGGUGUCUUUCUUUUGGUUCU
Molecule: messenger RNA, 3797 nt
Organism: Vitis riparia (riverbank grape)
Lineage: Eukaryota; Viridiplantae; Streptophyta; Magnoliopsida; Vitales; Vitaceae
Product: vacuolar protein sorting-associated protein 54, chloroplastic
Exons: 19
Coding region: 248-3367 (1039 amino acids)
Biological process (GO): retrograde transport, endosome to Golgi; Golgi to vacuole transport
Cellular component (GO): GARP complex
Molecular function (GO): syntaxin binding
Source: RefSeq, a predicted model, not a curated record